Tetranychus urticae (two-spotted spider mite) is the source of this 2098-nucleotide messenger RNA. RefSeq lists its product as uncharacterized. Gene Ontology annotation, biological process: regulation of transcription by RNA polymerase II. The record is from RefSeq and is a predicted model, not a curated record. Gene Ontology annotation, molecular function: RNA polymerase II transcription regulatory region sequence-specific DNA binding; DNA-binding transcription factor activity, RNA polymerase II-specific. Lineage: Eukaryota; Metazoa; Arthropoda; Arachnida; Trombidiformes; Tetranychidae.
CGAUUGACAAAUGAUAAUUAUGGGAAGUACAACAGCAACACCAACAACAGGUUCACAGGGAACUGGUAAUCUAAAUUGUUAUUGGGGAAUGAUUGGCUCAGAUGAUAAUCCAACUGGAUUUAGCGGUUCAAGUGUAAACAGUAACAGUGUUGUAAAUUCAAGUUCAUUAUCAAACUGUCAGCAAAGUGGUGGUCCAGGAUCAACUCUUGAUUAUAACCAUAGUGCAUAUUCAACACAAACCACAGGUUAUCCAGGCUCAUACUAUUCCGUUGGUGGUCAACCUUAUGGAUCAGCUGCUGCUGUUGCUGCCUCUUCAGCGGCGGCUUCAGCCUCUCUUUAUCAACAAUUAGCUGCUUCAUCGUCGGCUCGAGCUCAAUUAAUUACUUCAUGGGAUCAAACUGAUGAUGAUUGUAAAUCAAAGUUGUCCAAAAAAAAUUGCCAUUACUCGCUGGGUGACACCAAUUCACAUUAUGUUCAUCAUCCUUUUGAUACAUCAUCAACCAAAUCAACUUUUGAUCUUCUUUCAGCUCAUACUAAUCCAUCAUCAAUAAAAGGUUUGCCUUAUAAAAUGUACUCUCCGUCACACGAAGCUGUGUUAACUGAGAAACGAAAACAACGUCGGAUUCGGACAACAUUUUCAAGUUCACAAUUAAAAGAAUUGGAAAGAGCUUUUCAUGAAACUCAUUAUCCUGAUAUUUACACCCGUGAAGAUAUUGCACGCAAAACAGACCUUACAGAAGCACGUGUACAGGUAUGGUUUCAAAAUCGCCGGGCUAAAUUUCGUAAACAAGAACGUUUAAAUAGUCAAAAAUCAGGAAAUGGAGGAAAUGGUGGUUGUAAUAUAACUGGAUCAAAUGGUGGUCCAGGAAGCAAUGGAUCAAGUAACGGCGCACUUUCACAGGGUGGAGCACCAACACCAACAGGAUCACUUAAUAGUCCAGUUACCCUUAAUGGUUCAUCUCAUCAAAGUGGUAUUAACUCUAUCAGAAGGAUAUCGACCUAAAGAUGAAAGUCCAAAUGUUAAAUCACCUUCAUGAAAUGAUCAUCCUUACUAUCUAUAGUAUUUGAUUUGGAGCCAUAUAAAGGGUUAAAUGUUAAAUGAUUAAUCUACUUUGCAACGGAAGAGCAAGUAAAGACACAAUAUAAAGACAGAUCAGGAAGACAUCAAGAAAGCCAGAUGAAGAAGAGAAGCAACAAAGAGAGUGAAGGAGAAAUGAUGGAAAUCUGAAGUGAUGAGAAAGGCAGGCAGAAAGACACCAAAAAAUGAUGAGGAUGAAAUGAUAAAGGCAGAAGAAGAUGUGGAGAAAAUGCAAUCUCUUUAAUGGAUCAAGCGCAAAUAGAAAUUGAAGAAGUGUGAGGAACAGCAAAUCACACGAGAAUGUACAAUGAUCUGUCAAAAUUAUAGAAGAUGAACAAAAAAGAGAAUCAAGAAGAUCAAGAAGAUGUACUUGAUUGUUACUUGAUCAACAUCUUUGUGAAAAGCUGCCAGGAAUGAAAGUUUAAAAACAAUUGAGAUUGUCUUUCAUUAAACUGUCUAAUUUUUACUCAUUUUAUUUACAUGAGACCACUUCAAGAUCUCAAGUGUAAUUAAACUUGACUUGCAAUCGGAUUAAUUGACCCUUAACUACAUCUUCUUAAUAGGCGUCAAUUAAUGGAUUUGCAAUUGUAAACUAAAGAUUAGAGGGUUAAUUGGUUGUCUCUUGUCGCAUUCAUGUUAAUUCAUUGGCUAAAUACUUGGAAUUUAAAACCUUCAAUUGAAAUGGAUAAAUGUCUGGAAAAUGACGAGAAAAUGAUUAAACCGCGACUAAUAAAUUUGAACAUUUGCAAUUAUCUUUGUAUAGCUGCUGACUUUAUUUUUUCGUGUUAACUUGUUUCGAUAAAAUCAAUCGAACAAAAAGUCACAAGCGAUUUAUUCAAGGAUAAUCAUUUUCAUCGGCAAAAGACCUGUCAGUUGAAUCAGAAAACUACUCUUUUGAAUCUUUUUUUUCAUCGCUUCUAAUAAUUUUUUAAUGAAUAUUGAUCUACUUGAAUUAAAAAAUAAUUUCAUAAAUAAUUUGUUUCUCUAAAGUUAAUUAAUUUUGUGAGCCAUUAAAGAUUU